This is a messenger RNA of Symbiodinium natans, 699 nucleotides long. NCBI's taxonomy places the organism in Eukaryota, Dinophyceae, Suessiales, Symbiodiniaceae. The record is from the annotation of a GenBank genome assembly.
AUGGCUGGGACUGACCGCGAGGAUGUGCCGUCCAUUCUGCGGGGCUGCCGUUUUGAAACGGAAAGGCUCCUCGUCCAGGAGUUGGAGCCAACAUUUGCCCGCUGGGACGUCGGCGCCUCGUCCGGCGAACGCUCACUGGGCCUUGCCUCCGGUGUGGUGGCCACGAUGCUCACGGAGGAGGUGACCCGACCACUUCCACCCCACUGGCAAGGCCCCUAUUCACCAGAGAGGGCGAAGCAGUGGAUUGCCGACUUAGUGGGCGACCCUAUGACCACACUGCUGUUUGCGGUGGCCAAGGAAGGUGGCAGCGCACCAGACGAAACAACACGAGGCGACGCAGAGGACCUGUCGACGGCGUCGGCAUCGAUGGUCGGCUUGGUUAUCGCUUUCGAGCUGCCGGAGGAAGACUCCGCCUCCCGAAGAUGUCUUCGCUUGGGAUACCUUCUGUCUCAGAAUUUCUGGGGCCAAGGCUUGGCAUCCGAACUGGUGAAGGGCUUUGUGAGCUGGUGCCGGCAGCGGAAUGCAGAGGAACCCCAGGGGGCCAUAGCAUCCAUCGUUGGCGGAGUGGCUCGCACCAACCUAGCAUCCAAACGCGUCCUUGUGAAGAAUGGCUUCCGAGCUGUCUGCGGGGAAAGCCAGGAAGCGCACAGCCCGGAGGACCAGGAAGAGGAGGAGUUCUGCUUGCAGCUUCUCUCAUGA